This is a messenger RNA of Coregonus sp. 'balchen', 4400 nucleotides long. NCBI's taxonomy places the organism in Eukaryota, Metazoa, Chordata, Actinopteri, Salmoniformes, Salmonidae. The record is from the annotation of a GenBank genome assembly.
CUUAAAACUCUCUUAUCCCACGUCUUCUCUAACAGUUCUUCCUUUUCCUGAGUGCUCAUGUGUAUGUAGCAAGCUACGAACUUGACGGCAGUAAAAUGUUCAAUUUCGGAUCAAAAAUACUUAUACUUUUUCUCAUGGCUUUCCCAUGUAGCCUGAUAUCCUUCGGUAAGUCAUUUUAGCCUUCUGAAUUUGUAUUCGUCACUCCAGCAGUCCAGAGGUCAUUGCAAUAAUGAAACGUUAGCAAAGUUAACAUUGACGUGGCAUAACGCAGUUUUUCAUUCAGUGAUAUUUAAAGUUUGAAGACUGCAUUGUCUGAAAGCUUCGUGCUCAAUAUCCAUAUUUGAUCAAUUAAGUAAACAAAUGCAUUUAACAUAAAAUUAUAGCAGGAACAUAAAACUUUGGGAAGCUUUCAAUAUAGGCAUGUUGAUACCUCGCAUGUUUAUGCAAAUGUUACAUUUCCAUAGAUGUAAUUGUGUGGUGAAAGACAAAAAUAACCUUACAUGGAGAAACAAAAAGACUAAUUUUUCAAGACAAAAUGUGUCUGGUAGGCAAUAUUGUUGCUCUACACAACUAGUAUUCUGUGAUAUUCCCAAAGUUUAGCAUGUCUUUGCUGGAGGACUCUUAUUUAGAUAGGAAAAAAAAAAGAAGGAAAUAAAAUCCGCGAUCGUGCUGCCAACUAGGAGAACGGUAAUCUCUACUCUGGGUUCCCCUUUUUUCUAUGGUGACGUGUCCUAGGAUCAUCGUUCCGUUAGUACCGUAUUUAUACAUUGGAACACCAGUGCUGAGGCGCUGACUGUUAGAUUGUAGCUUUCCCUGUUACAUAGUGAUCCAAUUGAUACAAUAGGGCAGGCCUACUACUAAAUGAUUGGUUUUGCAAUGUAUCCAGCAUUUUCGAUUAAUCAGGCCUACCAAUCAUGAAGCAUAACAUGACCUAGUUUUAGUCUUUAGGCUACACAUUCUUUGUGAAGGAGCACAAAUUAACUAAUCUCUUUUCAUGAUCACUUGUAUCUAUUUAGUAGUGUCACUAUUUUACAUUUAUUUGAUCCAUUGUAUCCUAUGUGUAUUUUUAGUGAAGAUGGACAAACUAGGGGUAAUGUUAGGUUGAGAGGCCUGGCCUUUUUAACAGGUGGCGAGUUGACUAGUUUCUCAUCACAAUUAUCAUAAUCUAUUAUAGCAAUUUAUGUUAUGUGUAUGUGUUAAAACGCACACAUUGCUAAUGGAUUCUUCUCUCUGUUUGGACAGGCCAAGUAUCUGCAGACUCUGAGUCUGCAGAGGACAUUUCCCCAGAUUCAACAGUCGAGGAGGAGGAGGAAGAGGAAGAGGAUGAGGUGCUGGUGGAGGAAGAUCAGGUCCCAGGCUCAGUAUGUGACGCUGGUCGAACUGGGAUGAAAGCGGCUUCUAUUGUCCCUGCCAAAUGAACCAGACAGUUGUUUGACAUAUUGCUAUUUGAUUUGAUAUUUUGAAAUCUCUCAGGAAACAGAAGAUGACUUAGAUGAAGAUGCUGCAGUUGGAGAUGUAACCUCUCACCCUGAUGCUGACACCACCAUUGUCUUUGUGACUGGGGAAGGUUGGUCUUCUCUUCCUUGAUGAAGACUUUCAUAUCAUUUUACACUCAGUCAUUCAUUGUAAAUGAAAGAGACAGCAUGGAAUGUAAUUAUUCAUUCACAUCAAUGGUUUAAUUUGUAUAUCUUUGUGCCCUCUAUCCAGAGUUCCCAGCCAAUGAGAUUGUGAAGUUCCUGGUGGGUUUCACCAACAAGGGAAGCCAGGAUUUCACUGUCCAUUCCUUGGAGGCCUCCUUCCGUUACCCUCAGGACUUCCAGUUCUACAUCCAGAACGUGAGUCUGGGCUUUCGGAUGAGUGAUGCCUGCAUGCCUCAUCUGAGGAAUAGAAAGUCCCCUUGAAAACACACAUGAUUCUGUAACACUAUACAUUAUAAUGGGGUUUGUAAUCUGUUUACUUACAAUUUAUUAACUAACAAUUACAAGAAUAGUAACUUUUUAUCAAGCCUUUACAAACCCGAUAACGUAUGUAUUACCCAUGAUAGAUGACAGUUAGUUCAAAAACAGUGUGUUGUAUUUACCAAAUAUACAUGGAAUGCCCUGUAAAAUGUAGUACUGGGAACUUUCUGCCAUUGUUGAUCAGAAAAGUAGACAAGCUGUUUUUGGUAUCUAGUUCACAGCCUUGCCCCUGAGCACCGUGGUCCAGCCCCAGAAGCAGGCCUCCUUUGAGUACUCCUUCAUCCCUGCUCAGCCUAUGGCUGGUCGUCCCUUCGGCCUGGUUAUCCUACUCAAUUACCAGGACAGUGAGGUGAGACUAGAUUGAUUGAUUGUUUUUAUUAUUAGAGUGUUUUGCAUCUUCAGGAUGCCCAGCUCACAUGGGUUGUUGACCAGGUUCAGAAAUUCCUUGGAAUGUAUGGCCUGAGGCUUAGGCGCUGAUCUUGUGUUUUGACUGUUCCGCAGGGCAACGGUUUCCAGACAGCCAUUUACAACCAGACUGUCACUAUUGUUGAGCUGGAGGAGGGACUGGAUGGAGAGACGUAUGCAUUUCUUUGCAUACAUCAAUUCUAUUUUUAUGCCAAUAUUUGGUUACAUUCAUUCAUGUUUUAAGUACAUUUGUUUAAAUAUGGUAACACAUUUUUAUAGUAUGACAUGUUUCUCCUCCAGAAUAUUCAUGUAUAUCUUCCUGACUGGAUUGGUUGUCUUGGCGGUCUUUGGCAUGUACCAGGUGCUGGAGUCUAGGACGGUACAAGUCUUCUUCAACAUUUCAUGAAUCUAAAUUGUGAUAGUCUAAAAUAUCUCCUCCUCUUUACAUAUGGUGGUAAAUGUUACAUUCAAAAUGAGCACCAGGGUGAAUUAAGUGAUGACCUUUGAUCUAUGUUGUGCAGAGGAAGAGGCUCCCAGUGAAGGUGGAGACAGGCACUGGUGGGAUGAACGGUGUGGACAUAAGCUGGAUUCCCCAAGAGACCCUCAACAUCAUGAGUAAGUUGAGCUUUGUCAUGAGCUUUAAUACUCUCUCAUAGCUUUUCUUCCUGAGUGCAGGAAGACAAAUUCAAACUCUGCUUAUAACAACCACUUUUUUGGAAGUGUACUUGAAAAGGCAUCCUCUGUUUUUAUCUCGUCUGUACAAAGAUUAAUAUCAACUCAAAUGGCUAUUUUGACCAUCUCUCUCUCUCUCUUACUCUCUUUGUCUCUCUCUCUCUUACAGGCAAGGCAUCGGCAUCCCCUAAAGCCUCCCCAAGGAAACGCACCAAGAGAGCGGCGGGAGUAGAUCAGUAAACCAUUCCAUGAUCCGGCAAUCUUCAUAUCAAUGUCCACCAGGCCCAUGUUCAAGGCCCAUGUCAUCACAACCUCCAACAACCGUCAACACCAUCAAUCUCUGCUCAACCUCUGAGUGGACCUAGUUAGUUACCCAAGCUUUUUGCCGCUGAUACAUAGGCCUACACCUAAUGUCUCAAUGUCGAGGGUUCUUGGACUGAAGACACUGGUGUCACGAAUGUGUCCCAUUUAGACACCACUCUAGUUGGACAUGGUCAUAAUUGUGCAAAUUUGGCCCACAUUUCUUUUAUUAAAGGAACUUGUUUUCUUAUCACUGUGUGGUUGAAACACUAAAGGACUGAUAUGAGACUAAAGACUGAGUAAUUGAAUCACCAUGCCAGCUCCAUGAAAGACAUGGGGAAGACUUGGGGAGUUUUAGACCUGCCAAAGAAAGCUAUAAUGCUACACCAAAUAUUUCAAACAAAAUCUAUUCCUGAAGUAUUACGAUAUUGAUCAUUUAGUUCUAUUUCAUUCUGUGCCUUAGUGGCUAACAGGGAGUGCCUUAGUGGCUGACUCCUUGUCUGCACAGUCAGGAAUUGAGAUAGUGACCAAAAGGGUCUCCAAGUUCCUCCAAGGGAAAGUUUUCCUUGUUCAUGUGGACCAGGUUUUUCAGUGUCAUACUUUGGAAUAUCAUAAAGAUGCUUUGAAAGGCUGUGAAGAGGAUUUUGAAAGAAAAGGCCAUCGGCUACCAGGUUACAUUGUUAAAUGUGAAUGAUACAAAUGCAUUUGACAAAUUACUUGCUGUCAGUGUCAGGUUUCAUUUUCUCCCAAACCAUACUACAAUAAAUGUAACUGAUUGAAUUCUGUAAUUUUUUUCUACAAAAAUAAAAGGUAAAAGAUCCGGAGAACAAAUGUGUUCACUUUCCCCUAAAAGUUAAGGUAAUUAUCUUUUUUUUUUUACCCACACACACAUACUACGCUGACACUCCAACACACACAUACACACCACACACACACACAAACUACAUACGCUCACACACACAUGCAUAUUGAUGCCACACUCACUCUCACACUCUUCACACUGCUGCUACUCUGUUUAUUAUCUAUCCUGAUAGCCUAGUCACUUUUACCUACAUGUACACUACC